AGCUGGGCAAGCGGGCGCCGUGCACCGCCACGCAAUACUGUUACUUGCAGAGCAGCGAAAAUAACAUCUGCGACCGAGCAUCAAUCCCACGUGAAGCGCUGGCAUCGCUGGUGCCACUGCUGCCCAGCACACCCAAGUAACCCAAAAGCAGCUCGCUGCUGGCAUUAGCAGCGGCGCGAGCGUAUCGCUGGCAACAACGAACGAAACAAGGAUGAAGUUCGUCUCCUUAUUAAGUGGAGGCAAGGACAGCGUAUUCGCGACCACCGAAUGCGAGCGCCACGGCCACGAACUCGUCUGCGCCGCGCACCUAUCGCCGCACAACGACGCGGACGAGCUCGACAGUUUUUGUUUUCAGAGCGCGGCCCAUAAUGUGGUCGAAGGCGUCGCCGCAUGUUUGGGUGUGCCUUUGAUACGACGGACCUGGGACGGCAGAUCCAUCGAUCAAAGUCUGAACUACACGGUAACCGAAGGCGACGAGGUCGAGGAGCUGUACGAACUGCUGCGGGAAGUUUUACGAAGGCAUCCGGACGUUACCGCAGUGUCGUCGGGCGCUAUUUUGUCCACGUACCAACGCACAAGAGUGGAGGCGUGCUGUCAGCGCUUGCAGCUGACGUCGCUCGCGUACCUGUGGCAGCGGCCCCAAAGACAGCUCCUGAAGGACAUGAGUCGAUCCGGCUUGAAAGCGAUCGUCGUCAAGACCGCGACGUUAGGUCUCGAGCCGGAGGAUCUGGGAUUGCAACUCAUGGCGCGAGCGACGCGUUCCAGGUUCGACGACCUGCACGACAAGUACAAGUUUCAUGUGUGUGGCGAGGGCGGCGAGUACGAGUCUCUUGUCUUAGAUUCUCCACGCUUUGUCACGAAGAGAAUUGUCCUCACGAAGACGGAAACACUAAGACUAGAUGAUCAGCCGAGUGGCUGCGGCGCGGUAUCACUACUCAAAGUAAUAGAGUGGGCCCUCGAAGACAAGACUGAGACGGUGAGAGAAGAGGUCUCCUCUGACGAUUCUGACGGAGACACGGUCGACGACGUCGCCUUCACUGAAGAGACGCAUGAGCCCGUGAUACUAGAAACGGACGUGCGCGGCGUCUGUGCGGGUCGAUCGUGUCGAUGUUCCCGCGGCGACGUUGGACGAAGGAUCGCGGCAGUUGGAGGUAAUUUGCCUUCAGAACGCGGCGACGCGGCCGCGCAGCUCGCGAACGCUCUUGACGAGUGUGACAGCGCGUUACGCACGAACGGUUUUGAUGGAUUGGGCGACGUCUUCUUCGCGCACUUGUAUUUGAAAGAUUUGAGCCAAUUCUCGGCCGUCAAUACAGUGUUCGAGGCCGCCUUUUCCAGUAGUAGAAGGGUCCCGUCGCGUUCUUGUGUCCAGGUCCCCCUACCUAUGGGUGUCGAGUGUAUCCUAGAUGUGGAGGCCACUACUGCCACGAGAUCUACAUUACACGUCCGGUCGCGGUCCGAGUGGGCGCCGCAGUGUCUCGGCCCUUACUGCCAGGCCAAUACCCUGAUCAAGGGUAUUACUUUUGCGGCCGGUCAAGUUCCGCUCGAUGCGCCGACCAUGACCCUAUCUACCGAAGGCGCUUCUCUGGCUCUGAGGCACGCCCAGCAAAUACUGACCGCUUCUUCAUGUUCCCUCAGGCACGCAUUGUCGAUGGUGGCGUACACUAUUACCGGAUACGACCACCGCUACGUUCUCAGAGCUGCCGAGAGGUAUAAUUUGCGGCCCGACGCGAUACUAUGCGUAAAGGUUCCCGCGUUGCCGGCGAACGCGCCGUGCGAAAUCGAAGCAGUAGCAUACAAGGAGCCGGUCCACAUCUGGCGCGACGCGGCGAAGGAGGCCGGCUGCGUUAUCUAUCUCCGCUGCUGCUUUGUGCCGCGAGGGUUCUGCGCGUCUCUCGUUCGCGUCUGCGCGCCGCGGAAAAAUGAGGAACAAAAGCUGGACCUGGCGACGUGUCUCGGUGCUUUAGUGGGAGGCGCGCAUCUGUCUCUGGCAAAGGCCGGGCUGCGCGAGGAGCACUUCUGCCGGUUGCGCGUGUUUAUUCCAGAAGCGAUGAGCUGCGCGGCGGUGCACGCUUUGUUGGAGGAUCUGCUGGAGGGGGAAGACGUGGACCCGCCGGCUGUCACGGUCGUGCCCGUCUUGUCCUUAGAGCCGGGCGUCGCGCUCGCGGCGCAGGUCAUUGGCGGGGACCUCGGGGCGGCGGAGGCGGACGCGUGGCUGAGGGGCGGCGGCGGCGAUUCUGCGUAAGUUUUUGUUGGUUGUUUA
This is a messenger RNA of Pelagomonas calceolata, 2260 nucleotides long. Lineage: Eukaryota; Pelagophyceae; Pelagomonadales; Pelagomonadaceae. The record is from the annotation of a GenBank genome assembly.